Molecule: messenger RNA, 4029 nt
Organism: Pieris macdunnoughi
Lineage: Eukaryota; Metazoa; Arthropoda; Insecta; Lepidoptera; Pieridae
Source: the annotation of a GenBank genome assembly
AUGUGGACGGGCGCGUAUAUACUAUGUCUGGUGGUGUGCGUGGGCGCCAUUACUCGGGACCAAUUCUACCCCUAUGGCCAGGGUCUGGACCAGAGACUCCCACGCGGCGCAGAAAUAGCCUCACCUGAACUGCCGCUUAGUAUUCCAAUCAUCUUUUUCGGAGAGACCUACGAGAACAUAUUUGUGAACAACUAUGGUGUCCUGUCCUUCAGAGCGGACAUACCAAGUUUCCUGAACGCAGAGUUUCCACUACCCUAUCCAUCAAUAGCAGCGUUCUACACUAACAUUGAUACAACUGAAUCAGGCGCUGUUUACUUUAGAGAAACCAAUGAAUCACACGUGCUACUUAAGGCAGCUGAUAGUGUACAAAGGAAUUUCCAUGAAUAUGACGACUUUCAGCCAACUAGCGUUUUCUUAGCAACGUGGAUCGAGGUGAAAUUCCCAAGCGAUCAGAUUCAAGAUCGUGCGAACAGUUUUCAAAUAGCUGUUAUUAGUAAUGGUAAUGAAAGUUUUGUGGAGCUGUUGUACCCGGAGCGUGAAAUUCAAUGGAUACAAAAAGAGGUUGUACCUGGCAGUUUACCCGACGCUAAAGCACAAGCUGGCUUUGUUGCUGAAGAUGGACGUGUUUUUACUCUAAGAGGUUCUGGAAGUCAUCAGAUCAGAAAUAUUGUAUCGUGGUCUAACACACAAGAGCCCGGUAAAUAUAUCUUUCGAGUUGGUGUCAUAGCGCCGAACGAAACGGUUGCCGUUCCUGAUCAAUACGAUGAAAUUGAAGCGGAGAUUGAAGAGGAAUCGAAAACUUGCGCACAGAGUGGACCUAGUGUAUGCCAUAUUCAGGCGCGUUGUGUCGACUAUCAGGCAGGAAUUUGUUGUCAGUGCAAUGACGGCUUUUAUGGAAAUGGAAAAUCCUGCGUCAAAGACGAUCUACCCCUUAGGGUUCACGGUAAACUUAACGGAAUUCUAAACAACGUAAACCUCAAUGAUGUUGACUUACAGGCAUACGUUGUUGUGGCAGAUGGCCGAUCCUACACAGCCUUGUCGCAAACUCCACCGUCACUGGGUAGUAGUCUCCAACUUUUAAGCGUCUUCGGAAGUGUUGUCGGCUGGUUAUUUGCAAAGCCAACUGGAUUAGCCAAAAAUGGAUACCAACUCACUGGUGCGCAUUUCAAUCACACCGCAGAUAUUUAUUUCCCUGAUACAAGUGACAGAGUUAUUAUUAACCAGGAGUUCUUGGGACAUGAUGUCUUUGAUCAGAUAACACUGGAAGGUGAUAUUCGGGGUACAAUACCUAAUAUUCCCGCGGGAAGUAGGUUGGAAAUAUCUGAAUAUGAAGAACAAUACACAAUUGUGGAGACAGGAACAGUUCACAGUGCAUCAACAAGAACUUUUACCAAUAAAAUUACGGGUCAAAAGUACGUACAAAGGGUAUCACAAACCUUUACCUUCAACACUUGUAGAUUUGUGCCCUUUUCAGAUGAAGAAAAUAUUUCUACACAAUUAAAAGUGAUUAAAAAUUAUCUAGGAUAUGAAACACGGGAAAACAUCGUAAGAUAUGGAACAAGCAAUAAAAUUGUACCCAUCGGUCAAGAGGAUCCAUGCAUAGAGGGCAGUAAUACUUGCAAUCCUCAUAGCACAUGUAUCGCCCAAGGAGACUCCUUUACAUGUGUGUGCCAAUCAGGAUUUACAAGUACUUAUAUCGAUGGAAACACAGGUUGCAUUGAUAUUGACGAGUGUCUUGCUGGAACGCACAAUUGUGAUAUAAACGCAGACUGUUUCAAUCAUGAAGGCGGAUUCCAAUGCAGAUGUCGCGAACAGUUCGAAGGAAAUGGUGUAACUUGUAAUUGGCUGUCGCGAUGCAAAGAUAAAAUUUGCGGUCCUAAUGCUCAGUGCAUAGACAAUCCAGGGGAAGAUCCAAUUUGCUUGUGUAAUACUGGAUAUACUGGUGACGGUCAAAAUUGUUGGAAGAAUCAAGAAAAUAAAUGUGAUAACUGUUCUCCGUAUGGAUACUGCGGCUAUGAUUCUACUAACACUUUAACAUGUCUAUGUAAUUCUGGAUAUAAGGGAGAUGGCUUUUAUUGUACAGAGGAUAUCGUAGAAGAGGUGACAACACCAUCUGAAAAUAUUGAUAGCGAAACUACACAGGCCUAUUAUGUACCUGAUUCUGUAGAAACUACCCCUUCACCAACAGAAUCCGAUUACAAUGCAACUUAUGUAUUACCUAACUGUAACUUCUUCGCUUGUAGUUGUCCCGAAGGCUACUUAAAUUAUCAAGACGACAGGGGCAAUGAUUUGUGCCGGAUUGACUCUUUUAAGGAACCCCUCGUUCCGUUGGAUAAUGAUACAUCAAUUAGGUGCAACGCAGACAGUGACUGCCCACCAAAUGCAAUAUGUUCGUUCCCAACUGAAGCUUACUUGUCUAAUGAUCAAGAUGAGGGACAGUGCGUGUGUCCAGAGGGUUAUGAAGGUGAUGCCUACGAGUGCAUAGAGAAAACUGGACCUAGCUGUUCUUGCGGCCUCGGCGCUCACUGUAUAGAAACUGCAGCCGGUGAUUUAAUAUGCGUCUGUGAUUCAGGUUACCAUGGGGAUGGAUAUGUCUGCCGCCCGAAUUUCAUUUGCAUUGACACUUCUCAAUGUGAAUACAACGCUGAGUGUCGGCCUGAUCCUAACACUAACCAAAACAUUUGCCAGUGCAUUGACGGUUUUAUAAAAGACCAGAACGAUGCUUGUAUUCCCGAUAAGCAAUUAUGUAAUGGAGCUGUUUGUGCCGAAUAUGCAUCCUGUCUAUUCGAUCAAGAGAUUGGCGUUAAUUAUUGCCACUGUGAUGAUGGUUACGAAGGAGAGGGAAUAUCCCAGUGUGUACCUCAAGGAAGAACGUGUGACGUUCUAAACGAUUGUGAUCAAAACGCAAUUUGCACACCAGUUGACCAUACUUAUCAAUGUAUUUGCAGAGAAGGAUAUACUGGUGAUGGGUACAACUGCAAUCUAGAGAUGAAUUGUAGAGUAAAUCCUUACCUAUGCGAUAUUCACGCUUCAUGUCUUAAAACUAGCGAUGGAUAUGAAUGCGAGUGCAAUUCUGGGUACAAUGGAAACGGCAGUGUGUGCGAACUUAAUCCUAGACAAGCUGGCAACUUUCUGGUUGCUAGUGACGGUGCAUCCGUAUAUAGAGUACCAUUUUCAGUAACACCAAGAAAUUUCGCAACCCCCUUCAAUAGUGCUACCUAUCAAAUUGCUGUUGGUAUUGAUGUAGACUGUUUAUCCGCAAAAAUAUACUGGGGUGAUGUUGUUGGAAACACUAUUAAACGUGCCUCAUAUGAUGGCUCUGGCUAUGAACAAUUCUUAUCAAACGAUGUUCAAUCACCCGAGGGUAUAGCUAUUGAUUGGUCUGCAAGGAAUAUAUUCUGGACGGAUUCCAAGAAAGUAACGAUCGAAGUAGCUAACCUUGACACUAAGGUUAGAAAGGUAUUAUUUGCUAAGGAGGGUAUAUACAAUCCACGAGGAAUAGCAGUCCACCCAGGAAAAGGAAAAAUCUUUUGGUCUGACUGGAAUCGUUCUGGUCCUAAAAUUGAAUGGGCGAACAUGGAUGGGUCACAAAGAGGGAUUUUCUUAGACCAAACGGACGUGAAACUCCCGAACUCUCUAGCUAUAGACUGGGUUAGAGACAGACUUUGUUACGCUGACGCUGGUCUCUACAGUAUUCGAUGUGUGGGAAUCGACAACAUGGAAAAGGAAAUAAUCGCCCCCAAUUGUUCUUAUCCAUUCGGUUUAGCAAUUAAUGGUGAUAAGUUCUAUUGGACUGAUUGGAAAACAUUAAAAAUUGAGUCCAUAGACACAUUCACACAGGUGAAAGGUCAGGUGCCAAUAGCGACCGCCUCUCGAAGAUUGUAUGGAGUUUCUGCCGCUCCCAACGAGUGCCCAGCUUUGAGCAAUGUUUGUCAAUACAGAAAUGGUAACUGUGAUUCAGAUCAAAUUUGCCUACCAAAUGGUCAGGGUGGAAGAACGUGUGUCGAAGGAGUCAGGAGUCAAAACUAA